Messenger RNA from Juglans microcarpa x Juglans regia, 2085 nucleotides. RefSeq names its product cysteine-rich receptor-like protein kinase 10. The record is from RefSeq and is a predicted model, not a curated record. The transcript is spliced from 7 exons. Gene Ontology annotation, molecular function: ATP binding; protein kinase activity. Lineage: Eukaryota; Viridiplantae; Streptophyta; Magnoliopsida; Fagales; Juglandaceae. The coding region runs from base 1 to 2010 and encodes 669 amino acids. Gene Ontology annotation, biological process: protein phosphorylation.
AUGGAUUCCAACCUAUGCAUCACCCUUUUGGGAUUCUCCUUUAUGAUCAUCUUCCUCAGCCAAACCCGAACUAAAGUUGCUGCAACGUCUAACUACCUCCACCAUUAUUGUCCAAACACGACCACUUUCACCACCAACAGCACCUACCAAUUCAACCUCAAUCGACUCCUCGCUUCCCUCUCAUCCAACGCCUCCCGCAACGAGGGAUUCCACAAAGCCACCGCCUCCGAUGAAACGGUCUACGGCCUCUUCCUCUGUCACGGAGAUAUCCCCGCCGACUCCUGCCGAGCCUGUGUUGCUGGCGCAGCCAGAGACUUAGUCGAGCGCUGCCCCGAGGAGAAAGUGGCCGUGGCCUGGUACGACGAGUGCAUGCUACGCUACUCAGACCAGCGUUUCUUCUCCAGCAUGGACCCCGUACCUUCCGCUUACACGUGGAGCACCCAGAAUGUUUCGGAGGCAAACCUAUUUGACGAGCUGGUGAGAGCAACAAUGGAGGAGUUGGCAAGCGAGGUGAUCAAAGAUGUAGGGUCGGGGGCCAAGAAGUUUGGGACGAAAGAAGCGAAUUUCACAGGGUCACAAAAGCUUUACACUCUUGCCCAAUGCACGCCGGACCUCUCGCUUCAUGACUGCAAUAGGUGUCUGCAGAUAGCCAUAGCGAGUCUGCAGAGUUGUUGUGGUGGAAAGCAAGGGGGCAGAGCUCUGUUUCCAAGUUGCCAUGUUAGGUUUGACGUGCACCCGUUUUACCAGGCAGUAAAAAAAAGGGCCCCAACGCCUACUGCAGCAUUUCUUCCUCCAUCUUCUCUUCCGGCGAGAAAACCGAAAGGAAAAAUUCAAUUAUCACCGCUGAUAAUUACUGUCAUUGUUACACCAAUUUUUGUCUCUCAUGCGGCGCUAUUCUUCAUGGGGUACUACUUCCUCAGUCGGAGAUCAGCAAGAAAAAAGUACAAUGCCAUGCAGGAAGAAAAUGCUGCGAAUCACAUUACAACUGCAGAGUCCUUGCAAUUUGAUUUUGCUACAAUUGAGGCUGCCACUGGCAAAUUCUCAGAUGAUAACAAACUUGGUGAAGGAGGAUUUGGUGCAGUUUACAAGGGUACACUUCCUAAUGGACAAAGAAUAGCUGUGAAGAGGCUAUCGAAAAGUUCUAGACAAGGUGCAGGAGAAUUUAAAAAUGAAAUCGUCUUAAUAGCCCGGUUUCAUCACAAAAACCUUGCAAAUCUUUUGGGAUUUUGCUUGGAAGGACAAGAGAAGAUACUCGUCUAUGAAUUUGUGCCCAACAAGAGCCUGGACUACUUUCUAUAUGAUCCCAAAAGGCAAGGACAACUUGACUGGUCAACACGUUAUAGAAUUAUCGGAGGGAUCUCGCGGGGACUUCUUUAUCUACACGAAGAUUCUCGACUAAAAGUCGUACAUCGUGAUCUCAAAGCUAGUAACAUUUUGUUAGGUGAAAAUAUGGAUCCAAAAAUUUCAGAUUUUGGCAUGGCACAGAUUUUUGGAGUCGAUCAAACUCAAGGAAGCACCAGGAGGAUUGUUGGCACAUAUGGUUACAUGUCCCCAGAAUAUGCUAAAUAUGGACAAUUCUCUGUGAAGUCCGACGUGUAUAGUUUUGGUGUUCUGAUUCUGGAGAUUUUAAGUGGCAAGAAGAUCAGUUCUUUCUAUCAAUCAGAUGGUGCUGGACACCUUCUAAACUAUGCCUGGAACCAUUGGAUGGCUGGAACGCCCUUGGAACUGUUGGAUCCAACACUGGGAGAUUCUUACUCGAGAAGUGAAGCAAUGAGAUGUCUCCAUGUUGGCUUACUCUGUGUACAGCACGAUCCAGCCGACAGACCCACAAUAGGAUCCAUGUUGUCUCACUCUAUUACUCUGCCAUCACCAAAACAACCGGCAUAUUUCUUUCCUUGUCGAACAGAGCAAAAAAUGCCGAUAAAGGAGCUUGAUUCGGAUCAGUAUACUAGCAAAUCAACGCCGCGGUCUGUCGAUGAAGCCUCAAUCACUGAAGUAUGCCCUCGAUAGUCUCACUAUCCGUUUAUCAGUCAUGAACCCCAUAUUGGGACUUGAAUUAGGCGUUUAGCUUGUAGUUUUCGAAAG